UCCAAAGCGGCGGGUUUCCGCCCUUUCCACGGGUUCUGUGAGCAAAUCAAGGAGCAUCGACGAAGCAAACGAAACUCACGAACAGCGGCGUCGUGAACAUAUUGAACCCAGCGGUUGUUGGUUGGGGAGCACAAGGCAUGAAUUUGGCCAGCACCGGUGGAGGCGGUACCGGCACCUCAAGCAGCACCUCGCAAAGCAGCGGCGUAAGCGGUGGGGGUACCGGUCCUGCUGAUCGAAGUUUGUCGACCGCGGCGGCUGGUAGUAGUGGUGGUGGUGGUGGACAAAGCGCGAGUAGCAGUGUGAACAGCGCCGGCAGCGGUGGUGGUAGUUCCGGAAGCGAGAUGCCAGCCGAAAUCAUUCGACCGAAGGUUGUUACGGUGAAGCACCCGGAGUCGAACAAACCCAAACCCACCACUAAGAAGGGUAAAGCGAUCCAAGCGGAUGUGGAUGUGAUGAAGGAGUUCCAGCGCUGUAAGGAGGAGAACAUUCAACGCCUGGAUCUGAGCAAAUCGUCCAUCACGGUGAUACCGGCCUCGGUCAAGGACUGCACCACGCUUGUAGAGUUCUAUCUUUACGGGAAUAAGAUAUCGUCGCUUCCACCGGAAAUCGGGUGCCUGGCGAAUCUGAAGACACUGGCACUGAAUGAAAACUCGCUCACCUCUCUGCCGGAAUCGUUGCAAAAUCUGAAGCAACUCAAAGUGCUCGAUCUGCGACAUAACAAACUGUCGGAGAUCCCGGACGUGAUCUACAAGCUACACACACUGACCACGCUCUAUCUGCGCUUCAAUCGGAUCCGCGUCGUUGGCGACAAUCUGAAGAACCUUUGCAACUUGACUAUGCUAAGUCUGCGGGAGAAUAAAAUUCACGAACUACCGGCCGCCAUCGGCCAUCUGGUCAACCUCACCACGCUCGAUCUUUCGCACAAUCACUUGAAGCAUCUGCCAGAGGCGAUCGGUCAGUGCGUUAACCUAACUGCGCUCGAUUUGCAGCACAACGAUCUGCUCGACAUCCCGGAAACAAUUGGAAAUUUAGCGAAUCUGAUGCGUCUCGGACUUCGGUAUAAUCAGCUGACCUCAAUUCCGACAGCCCUCAAGAACUGUACCCACAUGGACGAGUUCAACGUAGAAGGUAAUGGCAUUAGCCAACUACCGGACGGGUUGCUGGCAAGCCUGAGCAACCUAACCACGAUCACGCUGUCGCGAAACGCGUUCCACAGCUACCCAUCAGGCGGGCCGGCUCAGUUCACCAACGUCACCAGUAUCAAUCUUGAGCACAACCAGAUCGAUAAGAUACAAUACGGCAUCUUUUCGCGCGCCAAAGGACUCACGAAGUUGAACAUGAAGGAGAACGCCCUAACGUCGCUGCCGCUAGACAUCGGCACUUGGACGCAGAUGGUGGAGCUAAACUUUGGCACGAACUCAUUGACCAAACUGCCCGACGACAUCCACUGCCUGCAGAGCCUCGAGAUACUGAUCCUGUCGAACAAUUUGCUAAAGCGCAUCCCGAACACGAUCGGCAAUCUAAAGAAGCUGCGUGUGCUGGACCUUGAAGAGAACCGUCUUGAAUCGUUGCCGUCCGAGAUAGGGCUGCUGCAUGAUCUUCAGAAGUUGAUCUUACAAUCGAACCAGCUCAGCUCUCUGCCGCGUACGAUCGGUCACCUAACAAGCCUCACCUACCUUUCGGUUGGGGAAAACAAUUUACAAUUUCUCCCGGAGGAGAUCGGAACGCUCGAGAACCUCGAAUCCCUGUAUAUCAACGAUAAUUCCUCGCUCAUCAAGCUACCGUAUGAGCUGGCCCUCUGUCAAAAUCUGGCUAUUAUGAGCAUCGAAAACUGUCCACUGUCCGCCCUGCCACCAGAAGUCGUCAGCGGAGGUCCGAGCUUGGUCAUACAGUACCUUAAGCUGCACUCGCCCUACCGACAGAUGUGAUUUGUUGGCGCGGAGAGUGGACGCGGAAAUCAAUGUUGGCGCCGGCCUGCUACGUCGUUGAUCACCGGGCAAGUUGGCCACCGUUUUCUUUUGGCGAACUUUUCUGUUUUGCUACGUUGUCAACGGUUUUCAUCCGCAUGGCCGUUGGUUUAGCAUUUUGUUAUACCUCGUGAUCCUCCCCGUUCCGGGGAAAGUUGGGGAUGAUUUUCGCAAUCGCCGUCGUUUGUUCCAAAGGAUCGUUGCUGCAGAAAGGAGCAUUUGCAGGCGUGGGACGAUGUGUUUUUGCUUUUAGUGCUCAUCGAAGUAAAACAAUCCGGUGAAAGUGCAGAGUGUGGAAUGGUUGGUGGCCAUCCCGGCUAACACGGCCGGAGCGAAACAAAGAAAAAGAAAACAAAUUGAAUCAAUGUGAUUAAAAUAAAGCUUUAAUAUUAUUGCUUAUUAAACACGAACGUACCGGCCGCCGCACGGUCACAUGGCCAUGUCAGCCACAGUUCUGCGCUCCCAAUCUUCCCCGAUAGUUCAGCCUUCGACGGCCGACGUGUGUAUGUGCGUGCGAAAGCAUCUAAAACUACCAAUCCACGGACAAAGGACGAUCGGAUGAAUCCUUAUCAGGCACGCUUAAGCCCCGCCGAGUUCGAAUUUGCUCGAAGAUGUUCGCAAAACGGAAAUAAAUUCAUCCAAACAGUAAGACCAAACGGUCUAACAGCAAAGUAAGCUUAGUGAACCGGGAUCGUUUCUGCGACCGCAUCGUGUUGUGUGAUGAACAGAAACCUUCGGAACAUGAGUGCGGAGUGUGUGCGAGCAGUGUGAAGUGUGUGCAUGUUUCGUUGGCCCCUUGCAAGAUACCAUUGGUGGCAUAUACUUAUUAGUGGAUGUUUCGGCGAUUCGGCCUUCUCAACGGCUUCGAGUACAUUUCAUCCGCGUUUUCCUGCUUGGGUCAUAUCCUGGUCAGCACGUUUGACAACGAGGGUGCAAUGGCUUCAAUGUUGAAAAGUGAUCACCGAAGUUUUAAAUCCGAGCUAUAUGCGCAAGAAGUCCAGGCCGUACGGUUCCAACGCUUUCUUGAAACCAUCCAAGUAGUAAUGGAUAUCCUCGUCAUCAUGGAAAAUUGUGCAACAUUCCUUACCAUUUCUAAUUUCAUUUAUAGACGGAGCUCCAACUCUCUAACAUGAUCGGAAUAUAAUUUUUGUAUAGCUUUGUAACGUAGCCGUUAUCUGUAAUCGUUUUCCUCAUAAAAGCCAGACACACGCGCACACUCACUCCGCCGUUCAAAAGAUCCACGGAAAACAGAUCAAAUGCUUGCUUACGUUGUUGACGAAACAGUUCCCGGUCGAUCAUAGUUUUUCCUGUGACCGAGCGUGGGGUAAAACUUUCCUACCAAGAACUAUGCACAAAUGCAAACGAAAUACGUAAAUGUUCCGAAUUGUUCAAUUCGUUGGUGGUUGGCUGAUUAUUUUGCGUUUUAAGUGCCCAACGUUCUGUUGACUGUUUUCUUAGAUUGUCUUAGCACGAUAAUACACAAAAGUGAGAGUUAAUAAUGUCUUGACGGUUCGGCAUUAAUAAAAUAGAGGUGAACCGCAUUUUACAUUGAUUGACGAACUGCAACGAAUUUAUAGCUUUUAAAAGAGAGGGGAAAAAAGAAAAUGGACAACAUUAACACCUAACCCCGAACAAACCCUUACGAAACGCAAACCACAUGUGUAAAAUUUGCUCGUGACACGAGAUACGUUAAAAGUAAAAUAGAAAAUAGAAUAAAAUUCUAUAUCGCUUAUAUUUGGUGACGUUGUUCGACGUUGGGGCGUUCCGCGCCUCUCGGGAAACUAGGUUUAGUUCGGUUCACACUGAGCAGGAAUUGAUACACUAUUCAGUUUGUACCACGUAUCGUUUACGUUUAAAAUAUGUCUAGUCGAAGUUGUACGAAUUUUGCUAUGCAACGCUCACACGCCAUGAUGAAGCGCAUCAAACAAAACCGAAAAUAUUGUAUUUAGACGAACAAGAGCUAGGUCGAAACAUUAGCAGUUGAAACGCAAAAUAUAAAGGUGCAGAUAGGGAGAUAGUAUCAACAGUUACGCACAAAACGUUGGUUCAAAAUUCUGUUGUAUGCAAUAAUAAUGAAUAUUGGGUUUCCGAUCAUCCUGGCACUAGGUGUCCUGUAGGCGAAGAGCACGGCACUUGUGCAAUGAUAUCUCUCUAAAUGGGAAUCGCAAAUAAUUGUCAUUCCUCGAAUAUUCUACAAUUUUAGGGAAACGCUGAAGGCAAAUGUUACGUUCUGGUUAGUUGCAACGGAUCAUAAAGAGAUUACAGUAAAGAGAGACCUUCGUUAAAAUUGACUUAAUUCCCAAGAUACAUGGACAUCACAUGCAAUCUUAGAUUGCUCAAUUGUUUCUCAAUUGAUUGCUCUACGUUCUCCACACUAUACGUUGUAAAACUAAUCUUAAUAUUUUGUUGCCAUUCAAUGCUUUGAAAACUGUUCCUGUGCGCAAAAAAUGAAGAGGAACGAUAGAGGAAAGUUACAAAAAACUAUGAAAAGAGAGAAAACGGAAAGCAGAUGCGGCCUAAAUAUAAAAGUAGUGAAAACAACAGGAAAACAAAAACGAGUGUAACAUUAUAUGAGAGUAGUCCGACAAAACAAAAUCGUAGACAUUAUAAUUAAACGAUUAAAGCUAUGUAAUAUAAAGGAAAUAACUGCAGAAACCUAGAAUAUGAGAUCUAUAUAUUCUUGGUGCGUCCAUAAUUUCAAUGGAAUACAAUGUUGUACAAUAUCAAGAGAAGAUAAUAUGUGUUUCCAAAUAGUAGGAAGCAGUUCGGCAUGAAAAGCAAAUGAAGCUAUCCUCAUUUAUGUUAGACCAGCACGGUUUAUUGAAAAGAAACAAUUAACAGUUUGAACAGUUGCUACUAGGAUGUGUACCCUAGAGAGACUGGAAAUAGAUUAAAAAAGCUUGUAUUUAUCACGAAAACUGGUCCUACUAAGGAUUUCUGCUCACUCGCUCGAUCCCUUCAAUACUUUUGGCACAUACUUUUGGUUGCGGAAACCAUUUUGUUAUUUUGCCACCGCAAACGAACACGUUCUCUUCUACAACGAAACCACAAUGCUCAAAACCGAUACAAGCUGAGUUAUUUAAACCGACACUGUGUAUCGGAAGUUGAAAGUCUAGUGCCAUAAAAGUACACACAUCUGAGGAGCUGAAAACAAGAAAGACGACCAGAUUUCCUUUAAUGUAUUUUUUUUUAAAUAAGCCCUUUACCGCAUUUCAAAUGAUACCUAUAUGAAAAUGAAAUUGUACUAAUCCACUGCCAAAGACUACUGGCCCAGGGUUUAAGAGACAAGCAUUGCGUGCCCAACGUUAGCCAAAUAUCCCCAAAAUGGUGGAUAUAUGUGUACAAACAGAAAUUAGAACUACCGAUGCAAUCCCGUUAACAAUAACUCAUUCGAUUUCCGUUUCAUACACCGUUUUGAAUGUGGUGUCGUUUGUCGGUCGGUCGAUCGCGUUAGGCAUCAAAUUUUCUGAAUGAUUGUUCUUAUUGCGCGAAAGGAAGGUUUACAUUUUACUUGACUUUACUGUUGUAUUCAUUGCUGUUAUGCUUCACUAGUUGACCAGUCUUAGCAAAAGUAUGGAUGUACACCAAGCAAACACUGAGUGUAAAAGUUAUGCCGAACCUGCUGUCGUCGAUGUUGUUGCACGGAAAAAUCCCUUUUGAGCCCAAAGUAUGAUCGUACUUACUCACAAUCAUUAUCGUGGCCCCGGGUAGAGAGUCGUAGCUUCUUGAUGCCAAACCAUUUGCCAAACCAUUUGCCAACCCGGGAAGGACAAUCCGAAUGUUGUAGAGUGCGCGAAUGAAGGCAAUGGUUUGUGUGUGCUUUAGUCAUGUCAAAGUGAAUUGUGAGAUAGUUCGAGAGUACUUCUAUCAACCAACCGGUAGACACAAACCAAAAAACAAUGGUGGAGGCAUCUUAACUAUUCUGUAAAAACGAACAUAGCGACAAGAUACUAGCGAAACAAAUGACGACGGAAAUUAAGAAAUAAGUCUUAAGCAAAUAUAAAAUAAAUACAGCGAAACAAAUGGUUGCAAAUUUAAAAGUUAAGGAAACUUCGGUAGACGUUUAUAUAUAAACUUCGGCAAAGAAGGGGCAUAAUUCUUCGAUAUCAUAAAACUUUUUUUAUUUUAUCGCAUCCGAUUUGAUUGAUUGUGACUAACCAUAAUAAUUACAUCAAAAAUCAUCGAAAAAAAUAGGCCCGAGGAGGAGGAUAUUAUAAAACGUAUCGCUCGGGUGUAUCACAGGCGAUGUACGUUUGUUUGUGGCAAAGUAGAGAUGCAAACGAUAAACAGGGAUGAAACUAUUUUAUUAUUUUAAAAACUUGUCUGUUUAAUGGAUACGGUUGUAGGUAAACGCACACGAGGUGUUAGUGAGAGCAUUGCGAAAUGGGCACGAGUUCUAAAAGGCAAAAGCGCACAGCGAGAAACGAUUAAACGAAGAAAACCAUCCGGAAUGUGGACUAGCAAAGGAAAUUAUUAGCAUCAGAGGCAACUGUUUAGCGACAUUCUUAUGUUAGCUCUCCGGUUUUGUAUUGCUGUUCGAAACGUGGCAGAAACACCAGCACAUUUCGCUCAUUUCCAUCUACAAUAAGCUUGUGUGUUCAUUGUUGGGUUAUUGAUUCCUGCGUGCCAAAAUAAAUUUCAAAGCUGCUCGUUCAAUAUAGAUUGCACUUUCUGGCUUGUGAAGAAACCAAGCAGUGAUAAAAGCGCGAGCGAAAGAAGGAAACACUAAAUGGCUUCCAACUGGGCAGAUAUCGCUGGUUUGUUGAGAAAAGCGCUCGGCGCCUAACACACGCAGUGGUCGGUUGUUGCUCUUAUAAAAUGUCCACUACUGAGCUCACGAAGAAAGAGAAAACGAUGGAGAAUAUAACUACAAGAACGUAACGUACGCACAAACGAUUGAACGAACGAAACAAUGCUAGAUUACGUAUAACAAACCGAUAGGAAAUGGGGAACUAUCUUAUAUGGUGUAAUGCACUUUGAAUUCGGACAUACCGUAUGAGCCGACACAUAUGAAUAUUAUGAGCCUGGUAGAGACAAGAGGAAAACUU
This is a messenger RNA of Anopheles bellator, 7015 nucleotides long. It is a transcript of the gene Sur-8, whose product is annotated as leucine-rich repeat protein soc-2 homolog. The transcript is spliced from 2 exons. NCBI's taxonomy places the organism in Eukaryota, Metazoa, Arthropoda, Insecta, Diptera, Culicidae. Bases 138 to 1928 code for a protein of 596 amino acids. Gene Ontology annotation, molecular function: protein phosphatase 1 binding. The record is from RefSeq and is a predicted model, not a curated record.